CAAAAAGAUGACGUCAUAAACCGGCAUCGGGCUUCUGGUCCAUGUUUCACGCCUACUUUUACUGCUUGUACUCCCACACCAACCAACUCUCCGCUCCAGAGGAUGUUCCCGUCCUUAUGAACCUUCCAUUCCGCCGCUUUUAUCCAGCGAAACCGAUCAUAUGCACAUAGAAGAAUACGUUGAAGAAGAUGAGGAACCACCUUUGCUGCUCAGCUCUUGUCCUUCUCAUGGUGUUUGGCUGUGGUUGGAGUGCGGCACAGUGUCGGUGGGGAGAAGGGUGUGCAUGUCUGCAAUGUCCAGCUGGCCACGAGCCUUCCAAACCUUGCGAGCAGGUGCAUAGUCAGACACAGGAAGUCCAGUGUCGUUCCUGCCGCUCCGGAACCUUCUCAGAAUCGUCGGACUCCCAACCGUGUCGUCCACAUACCUCCUGCCAAGUCCGUGGUCAAGAGCGUGUGGCCCCCGGCACUGCGAACUCUGACGUUGUGUGCGGAGACUGUCUGCCCGGCUUUCAAUCCAAAACCACUGUAAGAAAUCCUUCAGUCAAAAGCUUCUGUGUAAAAAGUUCCCUGCACCUCAGAAGGGUGCGCACGGUGGAAAAAGGCCCCGGCGCCGGCGCCGGAGGGCCCGUCAACGACACGGUGGUCCGCAGUGCGGAGGAGAAGACGGCCGAGUACGCGGUGUUUGCUUUGGUGCCCAUCUUCUGUGUGGUGGGCCUCCUGGGGAUCCUCAUCUGCAACAUCUAGAAGAAAGGAUACCGCUGCAAUGACAAGGAGGGCGUCGACGCAGAGGCUGCUGCACACCAGAAAGAAGGCAACAAUUACCCCUACAUAUCUGACGACCUGAACGACGACACCAUCAGCGUUCUCGUCCGCUUAAUUACCGAGAAAAAAGAAAACGCCGCGGCUUUAGAAGAACUGCUGCAGGAGUACGAGAGCAAACAGAUGGCCCUGAGAAAAAGCUCGUUAAUUAAGUUUCCCAUGCUGUCUCCCCUCUCCUCGUUCUGCACCCUCCCCAGACUUUGCCCGCACCAGUCGCACCUCCACACCAUCUCCGGCCUCUCCGGCUUGGGCCCCAAGCACGGCUACCGCUGCUCCCGCUGUGCCCAGAGGAAAUGGCCCCCCGUGCUCAUGGCCCCUGUGAGAGAUCCUCCGCAGACCUUCACCUUCCCCUCCCUCCACGCACCCCCCGACCAGACGGACGCCCCCCUGCUGGCGGGGAUGUGCGCCAGCCCUCGCUGUUCACGCGUGCCAAGCGGCGGACAGGAGAGGGAGGAGGAGACGAGGGAAGGAGAGCCCAGAGUUCUGUCUGUGGGAAGGUUUCAAGUUGCUCACAUCCCCGAAUACAAGCCAGUGGUGGUGGAAACAAAGGCGCCAUCCCAGGAGCAGCAACGCAAAUCCCUUUUUGGUGGGAUUCCCUUCUCUUCCCCUUCCUUAGCCAACAUCAUCAGGUGACGACAGGUGCAGUCCGGCAGGAGUACGACUACCUCUGUGGGGAAGAAGACGGCGGGUGUGUGCUGUGACACUGAACUUUUAGAGAAGACCGAGAGCAGCAAGGAGCUCGUCCAAAGAAAAAGUCUAAAGCAGAGAGGUUUGUACCACAUGACUGGAUUACGAGCUGUCACUACUUCGCACUUUAGGGCAGGGAAAAUAAGCCCCGCUGUUUGAACUGCAACAACAAAAGACACACGGUCAGGUAAACAACGGCUUACGCAGCAGGUAGGGAGGACACUGGACUGCUGUGUGUGUAUUUUACAGGUCAAACACUACGAUUUCAGCAGGUGGGGCUUGAAAGAAAGGCUUGUUACCUGAGCUUUCUAGAACACGCAGUAGUCCCAACACACCCACAAUAAACUCAUACACUGGCAUCCUCCAAUAUAACCUGUACAAGCACUAACUAUGUAUAUACUUGUAAAUAUGUCAAUACAGCACCCACACCAUUUCAGACAUUUAUGCAAAUGUUUUAGUCACUGACCCCCCAAACAAUAAACUUGAACUCAACUUUAAAA
Messenger RNA from Entelurus aequoreus (snake pipefish), 2005 nucleotides. It is a transcript of the gene relt, whose product is annotated as RELT TNF receptor. Gene Ontology annotation, molecular function: protein binding. Lineage: Eukaryota; Metazoa; Chordata; Actinopteri; Syngnathiformes; Syngnathidae. Gene Ontology annotation, biological process: apoptotic process. The record is from RefSeq and is a predicted model, not a curated record.